Messenger RNA from Prorocentrum cordatum, 435 nucleotides. The record is from the annotation of a GenBank genome assembly. NCBI's taxonomy places the organism in Eukaryota, Dinophyceae, Prorocentrales, Prorocentraceae.
AUGCUGGCUGUCAUCGUGCAUGUCCUGAGCGAUGCCGACGGCGGGCUGGGCGGAGGGGACCGAGAGAGGUUUAUGGCAGCGUGCGGCUCUCUCAGCAUAGCCGGGGCCGAGAGGUACGCGGAGCAGUCGUCCUGCCGCAAGCUGGAUGCCCUCGUGCAGAACGCUUCCUGCGGCGCCAAGAGGCUGCUGCGCGAGCUGCUGGCGCUCGACCCCGCAAGCAGGCCAAGCGCCCAGCAGGCCCUUCAGCGCGCCGAGUCGCCGUGGCAGCUUCUGCUGGAGCCUGCGCUGGAGAGGGCCAUGUCCGCGACCAAUUCCACCAGUUUCGAGGCGCCGGACGAGGAUCUGCUCGACCCGUCGAGGCGUGCCGAGUUUCUCGGUCCGCUGCGCAACUGCUUCAAGGAAGAGCUCGACGCUUGCAUCGGGGGGUCGCGUUGA